ACCUAAUGAAAGGCCGCUGGGAAGCACAGCUGAGCAGAGACCUGGGCGAGAAGUGAUCAGAGCAUCAUCAACAAACAGUCAUCACCAUGGGAAAUUUUUGUGGCUCGCAAAAGAACACUAAUGUGCGCAUUAGUCUACCGGCUGUCUGCUUUGUCUGGCAGAUUGCUAUGAUUGUCCUGUUUGGAGUUUUUGUCCGGUACAAUGAGGAGUCAGAUGCGCACUGGGGAGAGCACAAAAAAGCCCACAACAUCACCAGCGACAUCGAGAAUGACUUCUACUACAGAUAUCCCAGUUUCCAGGAUGUCCAUGUCAUGAUCUUUGUUGGGUUUGGCUUCCUCAUGACCUUUCUGAAACGCUACAGCUUUGGUGCUGUUGGCUUCAACUUCCUGAUUGCCGCCUUUGGCCUGCAGUGGGCUAUUCUCAUGCAAGGCUGGUUCCACUCGUUCGACUACGCCACUGCAAAAAUUUAUGUCGGAGUUGAAAAUAUGAUCAAUGCAGACUUCUGCGUUGCUGGAAGUUUGAUUGCCUUUGGUGGAAUCCUGGGAAAAGUAAGCCCUGUCCAGUUGAUGGUUGUCGCCUUAUUUGGCGUCACACUGUAUGCUGUGGAGGAAUACAUCAUCCUCACCCUCCUUCAUUGCAGAGAUGCUGGUGGCUCCAUGGUCAUUCACGCCUUUGGGGGGUACUAUGGUUUGGCCAUCUCCUGGGUUCUCUAUCGACCAAAUCUACACCAAAGCAAACGUCUCAAUGGCUCUGUCUACCACUCUGAUAUGUUUGCUAUGAUUGGCACACUGUUCCUGUGGAUGUUUUGGCCCAGUUUCAAUUCAGCCAUUGCAAACCAUGGCGAUGGACAGCACAGAGCCGCCCUGAACACAUACUUGUCCCUCGCUGCCUCUGUUCUCACCGCUGUGGCCAUCUCCAGCAUGUCCCAGAAGACAGGAAAACUGGACAUGGUGCACAUCCAGAAUGCCACUCUGGCAGGUGGUGUGGCCAUGGGAACAUCAGGAGAGUUCAUGAUCACUCCUUAUGGUUCUCUCAUUGUGGGUUUCUGCUGUGGAAUCAUCUCCACCUUUGGCUACUUGUUUGUCACGCCUUUCUUGGAGAGCAAGCUCAAGCUCCAGGACACGUGUGGUAUCCACAACCUUCACGCUGUGCCGGGGAUGCUCGGUGGCUUUGUAGGUGCCAUUGUUGCUGCAACGGCCUCUGAAUCUGUUUACGGCAAAGAGGGGUUGAGCAGCACACUGGGACUUGAAGGCAGCUUUGCAAACAGAUCUCCUGGUACACAGGGAGGCUACCAGGCUGCUGGCACAUGUGUGGCAAUUGCAUUUGGUCUUGUUGGAGGAGGAAUUGUUGGUCUGAUCCUGAAAAUACCUAUCUGGGGCGACCCUGCUGAUGACAACUGCUUUGAUGAUGAAGUUUACUGGGAGGUUCCUGAGGAUGAGGAGACCAUCCCUCCUGUUUUGGAGUACAACAACCACAUGAGGCACAAGCAGCAAGAAUUAUCUGCAUCAAGCUUCAAUAUAGAGCAAUGUUAGAUAUGCACAGUGGGAGCUUAGACUUGUUGCAGCUGUGAAACAUUUGUUUAUGAAGGCAGUGCACUCAAAAAUGGGCAACCCUACAAGAAACGAACAUUUUUGACAUGCACAAUUUAUACUUGAGGAAUUUGUUUAGCACCUUUGCCUCCUAUUAGAAUCUUAAAGUGAUGACAGCACUGCACAGAAUGAAGACCAAACAUCUCAUCUGUGGAGAAAUAAUUCAGAAUAAAGGCUGGUAUUACUCCUGAAGGAAGUUUUAACACACUAUAUGUUUAUGUUCUAUGUUAUUUUGGAGAAACAUGUGUACACUUUAAUUUGCAGAUGUUUUUUGAGUGGAAAAUGCCAGAUAUUGAAUCCAAGCAGUAAGAUGAGGCACAAACAACUUGUGUUUCUGUUUAUGUUGUGUAAGCUAAUUAUAAUGCAUAGAAGAACCGAGAGCUCUUUUCACACGUUUGGAAAUACGUUCAUAUUUACGUACAUCAGUUAGAUAAAAUAGCUCUUUUUAAAGCACUAUACAAAACUAUGAAUUCUUUCAUUUAAUGCAUUCCUUAAUAUUGCCAUGGAUAAUGUUUAAUAUUGUAUUUCUUUUUCAGUGAAGUUGUGUGGAAGCACUGUACUGUGUUGUACAUGCAAAAAGAAAGCAUUAGGGAAUCAAAGGCAUUUGUGCUGCCAACCUAGGAACUUUUUGAAUUGUGUGUGUCUUAGUUAUUUCUGUCAAAUUCUGUAUAGGUGUUUGCACUGUAAGUUGUGUGUAGAAAUGAUUAGAUUUUUUUUUUACUCAUUUGUUGCUCAACUUACUUGUUCUUGAGAUGUAGUAACUACAUAUCUAUAGUACAACCUGGUUGCUGUAAUGUUGACUGUUGUCCAGGUUUAUACACAAAGUGUAAGUAAAAUUAAACAAUAAAGUUGUAUUAUUAUC
Monopterus albus (swamp eel) is the source of this 2451-nucleotide messenger RNA. It is a transcript of the gene rhcga, whose product is annotated as Rh family, C glycoprotein a. The record is from RefSeq and is a predicted model, not a curated record. Gene Ontology annotation, cellular component: plasma membrane. Bases 87 to 1532 code for a protein of 481 amino acids. Lineage: Eukaryota; Metazoa; Chordata; Actinopteri; Synbranchiformes; Synbranchidae. Gene Ontology annotation, biological process: ammonium homeostasis; ammonium transmembrane transport. The transcript has 11 exons. Gene Ontology annotation, molecular function: ammonium channel activity.